CUCAAAUUCGCCUCUUUUGGCGCCUGACGGGAAGCCCUGUUGGCCUCUGAGGUCGUCUUAGUGGCUGGUGGCCAUUAUCUGACGAGCCGCCUUGACAGAUCUGCACGGCGCAGCAGACAUGGGUGAGUGCUGAGCAGCCCAUCUCCAUCAUGCGGCAAUGCACAGUGCACAUGCAUUUCCCCUGUUGUGUCUGUUGUGUAUGUGUGUCUGUCAGGUGAGCGCGAGGCGGAGCAUGACGGCAACAACAGCCGUGAGAACGGUGCACCGGGUCCGCAGGAGGGCUUUGGUGGUCGGAUGUCGCCGCCGGCAGAUGUGGACAGUCUGUUUUCGAUAAAGAUCGACCCUUUGCCGAGCCACAUCGAUGACGACAUGCUGCGGCAGACGUUCGGCAAGUACGGCCAGGUGCGGGACGUCUAUAUACCCAAAGUGCACGGCACGUCCCUUGCAAAGGUGAAGACACACACACAGUCAUACACACACACGAGAGAGAGAGAGAGAGAGAGAGAGAGAUAGGCAGGCAAACAGCCCUCACAAAGUCAGGCAGACACAGGGAGAGAUGGGUGUUGUCUGUCUGUCUGUCUGCCUGUUUGCACGCGUGUGUGUGUGUCAUUAGGGAUUUGCGUUUGUGCGUUACGGCAGCCGCGAUGAGGUGGAGCGCAUCCUGUCCGAGGCAGCGGGGGACGGCGGCAAGCUGCGGACUGAGGGACUGGGGGACAUAUCGGUGGAGUGGGCCGUCGCCAGAAAAACUCGGGACGACAGAGACCGGUAUGUAUGUAAACAGCCAGCCAGCCAGCCAGCCAGCCAGCGGAAUCUAUUAGUUGGUGGUGGCUGUUUGCCUGCCUGGCUGACAGCCGUGGAUACGACCGAGACAGCAGGGGCACCAAUGGAUACUACCGCAAGUAAGCAGAGUGAGUGAGUUCGUCACCCAAACACACACACAGACACAGAGAGAGAGAGAGAGAGAUGCAUGCGUGUGUGCGUGUGUGCGUGUGUGUGUGUGUGUGUGCAGUGGUCCAUAUGAGCGGUAUGACCGCUAUGGCGGCGGGCGCGACGACCGGGACUAUCGAUACAAUGACAGGGGGUCAGUAACAGGACACACACGGCUGCAUGUGUGUGUUGACAUUUGUGUGGUGUGGUGUGAUAGGAAUGACCGGGAUUCCCGUGAGUAUGGCUAUUCGCGAGGCGGCGGGGAGUACGACCGUGGCGGCAAUGGCCAUGACAGACGGGGCGGAGGCGGCCACGACGACUAUGGGUGAGCCAGCUGACUGCAUCUCCGACGGAUUCACACACAACAAUGCAUCUCUCUCCCUCUCUGUGUGUGUGCGUGUGCGUGUGCGUGUGCGUGUGCGUGUGCGUGUGCGCGCGCGUGUGUGUGUGUGAAUGUGAGCAGGGGUAGGGGCCGCUACUGACUGAUUGAUUGAGGUGACGUUUAUUGGUCAUGUCGGUGUGCUGCAGGUUAUGUCGCAUGAAUGAAGGCAGGCGAGUUUUGUAUGGUGUGGCUGUGGGUGUGGGUGUGUGGGCGCGGUGUCAUCGCUUUUUGCGUCUGUCUGUCAGUGCUGUCCUGUGCCGUCGUGUCUUUGUCUGUCUGUCUGUGCGUGAGGGUAGGUAUGUGUGUGUGCCUCACACACUGAAUGGAGAGAGGAAGAGAAUGGUUUUGUACGUCCCUCCUUGCUUGGCCUGAUGCUAUAGCUAAGGCGAUAUCACCCUGUGUGCUGCCUGUGUCUGUCUGUCUGUCUGCCUGUGUCUGUCUGUGUGGCUGCAUCUUGAACGAUCUUGAUGUGGAUUACUGCCUAGCAAUAUGCACGCUCUCAUAACUCCACCCACUGAGACACACUUUUUGCGUUGAGAUGGAGAGAGAGAGAGAGAAAGAGAGAGAUGGACAAGCAGG
Vitrella brassicaformis is the source of this 1888-nucleotide messenger RNA. The record is from the annotation of a GenBank genome assembly. Lineage: Eukaryota; Vitrellaceae.